Messenger RNA from Owenia fusiformis, 755 nucleotides. The record is from the annotation of a GenBank genome assembly. NCBI's taxonomy places the organism in Eukaryota, Metazoa, Annelida, Polychaeta, Sabellida, Oweniidae.
AGCUUUCAAAUUCUAGCCUAAAAAAAAUCUGGGAAAGGGAGGAAGCGGUCAUCCCCAGCGCCCUCCCCCUUCCAAAGCCAAUGUUGAUAUGAAAACUAUCAAGUCAUUUGAGCUAGGCCAAUGGCACCCAUCCACACCUCUAUGUUUGAUGAAUCUGGUAACCUGAAAACACCAACAAACAAAUAUGUUUUGAACACCAAAACUGGAAGAAAAAAUAUCAAUGAAGUAUAUGACGACACUAGUGUCUUAAUCCUAUUGCUUCACUACUAUGAAAAACACCAUCUAAUUGCUUAUGUUACGAUGGAGUCUGUGUCAACUUCCAACAAAAAUGUCACCUCACAACUUCUUGCUGCCCGCAGCCUGAAAGACUGUGACACAACAUCUAGUCUUUACCACAUAGGCAAGACUAAAGCAGUUAACACCAGACUUGAAAUGCUCCUUUAAGUUGGAUUGGAGAAGACCACAUACCAAUAUCUGAUGUAAAGACACAGGCUACUAAAUUCACAGCAGCAUGUUAUGGUAUCAAUCCAGUCAUCUGAUGUUAGAUUUGCUGUGUGGACCAAGAGAAAUGCUGCCAGAACUGCAAUCAUUGCCACCUUCAAACAAGGCCUUUGAGGAAACAUGCUCAUCUACAAACAUCCCUGUGUAAACAUGCAGCCCAACCCGUACCUCCUAAGUUGCAACCACCGGAGUAUGGCUGGCAAAUGGAUAUUGUCAACAACAUGUUAGUGUCAUUUAAACUUCCACCAAAUUUU